Messenger RNA from Coffea eugenioides, 1077 nucleotides. Its product is annotated as CLAVATA3/ESR (CLE)-related protein TDIF. NCBI's taxonomy places the organism in Eukaryota, Viridiplantae, Streptophyta, Magnoliopsida, Gentianales, Rubiaceae. The transcript has a single exon. Gene Ontology annotation, cellular component: apoplast. Gene Ontology annotation, biological process: xylem development. Gene Ontology annotation, molecular function: receptor serine/threonine kinase binding. Bases 191 to 583 code for a protein of 130 amino acids. The record is from RefSeq and is a predicted model, not a curated record.
UGUACCGAAUUUCAAAAACUUCUUUCCCAUGUUUACUUUUGGUGAAGCUUCUCUCCUCCCAUCUUUCCAUCUUUCUUCCUUUCCUUCUAUUCUUUGUCUCCCUCUUUCUCUUUCUUCUCUGUCUUCUGCCCUCCGCGACUCUGGAUCUCUAGCUACUUAGCUAGCAGUUGGGGAGGUGUAUAAGUGGUUCAUGGAUAUUGAUCUCUUGUGGGCCGUCGGGGGGUGGCUUCUUAUUCCUGAUUGCAUGGCAACAUUGAAAACCUCAUCGAAAAUCUCCGAAAGCUCUUCAAAAUCCCAAAACCCUUUCCUUCUCUUUCUUGGCCUCAUUUUCAUCUUCCUCGUUCUCGUACACUCCUCUGAUCCCUCCAUUAGUCCAUCUCUGGAAUCAACUCAAACUCUUGUCCCUCAUUCUUCACCAUCAUCAGCCUCAUCGCCAUCACCACCAUCAUCUGCUAUGAAACUGCACUCCAGAAGGAGCAAAACUAUGCACACGCCAUCAUCAUCAUCAUCAUCUUCUGCUUCUAGGGAGUUUGAAGCUGGUGAACAUGAAGUUCCAAGCGGACCAAACCCCAUAUCAAAUUGAAAAGGUAAGCUCGUUGAAUUACACAAUUUGAAGUCUACUCACGAACCGGGAAGGAUGCUAGCUAGCUAGCUUGAGUCGUUGCUAUCAUCUCUGGUAAUCCUCGUAUCAGUCGCCGCCAAAUAUUAGUUGUCCUCAGCGAGAGGAUUAAGUUAAUUGGCUUUGUUGUCUUGGCCAUUGUUAUUAGCAUCACUUUUUGCCCUUAAUUCUCUAUCAUAUCCUCUUUUGUAGAAUUGUAUAGCAAAAGAACCUAUUUAUAAUAUAUCCUUGUAUGUAAGGAUCUACAUAUUUCGGAUAUAGAUCAUAAACUAUCCAUGAUAAUUAUUAUGGUAUUGUACUAGAUUGCUGUUGUUAGUGUUACAUAUAGUUUUGAGACAUAGGAAGAGAGAGAGAGAGAGAGAGAGCAUCUUUAGUUUGCUUGUGUAAUUCGUUGAUUGGUUGAAAUAUUUAUGUAUAUUUUCUUUCUUUCUUUCUACUUUGCUUCAAGCAUUUAUUCC